This is a messenger RNA of Macrobrachium nipponense, 1635 nucleotides long. RefSeq lists its product as uncharacterized. The record is from RefSeq and is a predicted model, not a curated record. Gene Ontology annotation, molecular function: nucleic acid binding. The coding region runs from base 1 to 1635 and encodes 544 amino acids. The transcript has a single exon. Lineage: Eukaryota; Metazoa; Arthropoda; Malacostraca; Decapoda; Palaemonidae.
AUGUCAAGACUUUCAGAUUUAAGGUUUUAUGUUUGGAGUACUUGUUCACCUUUUCUGUUGAAUCAGACAAUACAGUAUCAUUGCAAAAACUAUUCAGAUCCCAUCGCCAACUCAGUCAAGAAGUCCUUUUAUGUGGAUAACUUUAUGAAAACUUAUGAGAAAUGUGAAGAUUUAGAACUCGAGAGUAAUAAGGUAAACCAAAUUAUGUUGGAAGCUAAUAUGCCUUUGGGAGAAUGGGCUAGCAAUUUGAGUUCAUUUAAUGAUAAACAUAGCCCAGAUACUGUCAACUUGAAUGCAGUAAAACUACUCGGUCUCUUGUGGGAUACCUGUAAUGACUCAUUGAGUGUAAAGAUGCCGUCUCAGAUUGUUACAUAUUUGAAUAAUCUAGGAAAUGUUUGUACUUUGACUAAGAGAAAGGUUGUGUCUCUCCUUUCAACCAUCUUUGAUCCUUUGGGAAUAUUGGCCCCCGUAACAAUUAAGGGAAAACUAUUUGUGAAGAAAUUGUGGGAACUGAAAACUGACUGGGAUGACGAACUGAUGAUGGAUUUAAAGAAAGAGUUCGAUGAAUUGUUAAACCAACUCAAUUCUAUUGAGGAGAUCAAAGUCCCUAGAUCUUGUUUUAAUGAAGGAACUUGUAGCUUACAUGUAUUUGUUGAUGCCUCUCAUGUGGCUUAUGGAGCCUGUGCGUAUGUUGUUAGCAGUAAGCACCAAAGUCACUUGCUAAUUAGUAAGUCUCGAGUAGCUCCGAGCCCCCCACUCACUAUCCCCCGUCAAGAAUUACUUGCUUUGACUAUAGGCAUGCGCCUAGCUGUUCAUUUGUUAGAGAUUUUUGGGGAUAAAUUUUCAGAUUGUACUGUUUGGAGUGACUCCCAAGUAGCUUUGAGUUGGGUAUUUUAUGAAAGAUCUAAAGAAGUGUUUGUAACCAACAGAGUAAAGGAAAUCAAGGACUUGAAGUCCAGUCAUAACAUCAGGUUGUUAUAUGUCAAGAGCGAGGAUAAUCCUGCUGAUUUAGUUACACGAGGUAUUUCAAUGUCUCCUCUGAGUAAGUCAGGUUUGUGGUUUCAUGGCCCGACCUGGAUUAUUGACAAAAAUAAGUUUCCGGAACAAGAGGAUGUAGUUUACAUCGAGUCUGUUAAUGUAAAUGAAAUUAUCGUAGAACCAGUUUUGAGAAACCCUGAUGAUGAUGUACUUGUAUUUAAUUGUUCUGAGUUCUCCUCAUUGAAACACGCAUUAAGGAUCGUAGGUAGACUGAUCUUGUUUGGGAGAAGAAUAUUUCCUGAUAAAUUCAGGGAAAGUAAUAACUUACUCGUCUUAAUCAGAAUCAUGCAGCGUCAAGCUUUUCCAACGUUAUAUUAUGCGUUGACUAAUGGGUUACAAACCAGUUCUAGUGUUCCCUCUGAGUUAAGGAAUCUUAUCAGACAAUUAGGACUUUAUGUUGAUAAAAGUGGUGUCAUUCGGUGCCAAGGAAGACUUCAUAAUGCAGAAUUGCCAGAAUUCGCUAAGCAUCCAGUAUACGUCGCCAGCCGACACCCCUUAUGGCAACUUAGUGUCUCAUUAUCACAUACUCAACUUGCACUGCAACACGAAUACACUUGUGGUUAUAUUGAGACAACAGUUUUUGGGCUGGAAAAAUGA